Molecule: messenger RNA, 2015 nt
Organism: Daktulosphaira vitifoliae (grape phylloxera)
Lineage: Eukaryota; Metazoa; Arthropoda; Insecta; Hemiptera; Phylloxeridae
Gene: Spt-I
Product: serine palmitoyltransferase 1
Exons: 10
Coding region: 485-1891 (468 amino acids)
Biological process (GO): sphingosine biosynthetic process; ceramide biosynthetic process
Cellular component (GO): endoplasmic reticulum
Molecular function (GO): pyridoxal phosphate binding; serine C-palmitoyltransferase activity
Source: RefSeq, a predicted model, not a curated record
GCAGUAGAUCAGCUGGAGGGAGGAAGUUGAAUAAAAACGGUCGCGUUUCGAAGGGAAGAGAUCGGUUAUUGCUGCCGCCGUAGCGACACAUGGUUUGCACCAGCGCUAAGCCCUGUUUAGCCGGUCGUCCAUCUUUGCUCUGUAUGUGAAAUAAAAUCACAUUUGCCGUCGUCUUGUGCCGCUUUUGUUUUUCCGUGUUAAUUUAGUUGCACCCGAAUUUAAUAAUCGUGACAACAAAGUGUUCAGGUGUACAAAGACGUAUAAAAGUGACAACGGGAGUGAAUUUGCAUAUUUUCAAAAGUCCUUGACACUUGAUCACUUCCGUUGCUUCCCCGCCGGUCAGUCGACCCUAUACAAACGCACAUUGAAGUGUGUAAUUUAUAAAGAGUCCGGUAUUGCUGACCGUCAACGAACCAGGCCAUACUGUUUCUUUGUACGGCCGUUUGCCGUAAAAUGCGUAUGUCCGUACCGCACCAUCGCCGAAAUGUCAAUUAACAACAUUCUGAGCCAAGUGCAUUUAUUGAGUCACAUUUACGUAGAGGGUAGCAUUUUGAUUGUUUUAUUGUGGAUAUUAAUCAAGAAAGCUGCUAGUCCAGGAAAAUCUAACAGAGCUGAGUCAAAUGAAACGGACUUAGAAAAAAAGAUAAAUGCAUGGAAUCCUCAGCCUUUAGUAAGUAAGCGACUUACACCGUCUACUUCAUUAGCGAAUCACGUAGUCGAAAGCAAGGUUGGCAAAAAUGUUGUACUCAAAGGAAAAUCAUGUAUAAAUUUUGCUACACAUAACUAUUAUGAUUUCAAUAACGAUAAAGGUAUUGAAAAAGUUAUUAUUGACACAGUGCAUAAAUAUGGCGUAGGCUCUUGCGGCCCCAGAGCAUUUUACGGUACAAUUGAUAUUCACUUAGAAUUAGAAGAAAGAAUUGCAAAAUUCAUGUGCAUGGAAGAUGCAGUACUAUACUCUUAUGGGUUCUCAACAGUUACAAGUGCUAUACAGGCAUACAUCAAGUCUAAAGAUAUUGUAUUUGUAGACGAAGAAGUCAACUUUGCUAUUCAACAGGGGUUGCAACCAACCAAAGCAACAGUAAUAUAUUUCAAACACAAUAGCCCAGAUGACUUAGAACGUUUAAUAAUAGAAAAUGAGAAAAAGGGAAACAUGGGGAAGAAAAACAAACCCCGAAAGGCUUUUCUGAUAGUUGAAGGAAUCUACAUAAACACCGGCAAAAUUUGCAACUUGCCAAGAUUAAUUGAUAUCCGGAUUAAACACAAAAUCCGAAUAUUUAUCGAUGAAACCAUAUCCAUAGGUAUAUUAGGAGCAAAAGGCCGUGGUGUAACCGAACAUUUCAACAUACCAAAGAACGAAGUGGAUUUAAUCAUCGGAAGCUUGGAAACUUCUUUAGCGGCAGGUGGUGGCUUUUGUGUGGGUUCUAGAUUCGUGAUAAACCAUCAAAGACUUUCUGGACUUGGUUACUGCUUCUCAGCUUCAGCACCACCACUGCUAUCAGCUGCUGCUAUUCAAGCUCUAGACCGCAUUGAUAAAAACCCCAACAUGCUGAUGGAACUCCGUGAAUGUAGUAUUAAAAUCCAUAAAACCAUUGCAAAUAGUUCUCUGAUGAGUUAUUUCACCUUAAGAGCAGAUGAAAUCAGUCCAGUCAAACAUUUAUACUUAAAAGACGAUUUUUUAAUGCAUAUUGAACAACAAGAAUGCUUACAAAACAUUGUUAAUUAUUGCAUUUCCAAAGGAGUAGCAUUGAUUGUGGCAUCUUACUUGGAUUAUAAGGAACGCAAAACGCCUAAACCCAGCAUAAGACUAUUGGCCAGUACUACUGUGACCGAUGAAAACAUAAACUUAUUAAAAACUGUACUGCUAGAUGCUGCCAAAACAUAUAUUAGUUAAUUAUAUUUACGGCUUAUAGAAAAUAUAUUUGUUUUAUUAAUUUUAAGAAACUUUACCUAUGUAGAAUUUUUAAUUGCUUUUUCAUAAUAAUAAGGUAUAUCAAUAAACAACUUUUUUGAUUUAA